This is a messenger RNA of Botrytis byssoidea, 465 nucleotides long. RefSeq lists its product as uncharacterized. Lineage: Eukaryota; Fungi; Ascomycota; Leotiomycetes; Helotiales; Sclerotiniaceae. Bases 1 to 465 code for a protein of 154 amino acids. The transcript has a single exon. The record is from RefSeq and is a predicted model, not a curated record.
AUGAGAAGCCGCAUCGACAUUUCCAAGUUUCUCACCGCUGAAUGCGUAGCCCAGAGGUUUGUUUGUGCCGACAAGCGUGCAUCGAAGUCAAUGGAUCAUCAUGCGAUCCGGUACCAUAAAUUUCCCAUUGAGAUUGUAACGGCCCUCCGCGAGUUUACUAUUCCAGGUACAGGGUUGCAAUCCGGUAAUGACAGAAACCGCCUAUUCGAAACUGCAACCUUAUUGAAGUCAGAAAACCCCAGACCUAUUAUGAAGCGGCGUCUGAUAUUCAAGCCUUCUGUAUGCCAGGAAUACAGAGACGAGGCCUCGAAAUUCGAAUUGAAUUCUUCGUUCGAAGGACUUGCCAAUACAUCACAGUUUUCUCCCAACCCCAAAAUUUCGACACUGACGUUCGUCACUUCACAAAUUUUUGCCCAUGAUUGGAAGAAAAUUCACCCAUCACAUCCAGCACAAUUGCAAUCUUAA